ACUCCCCCCCCCCCGGAACCAAUCUGCUGAGCUGUGUGUGUCCCCUCUAAUCCCGCCCCCCAGCACUGUGCAUCGAGCCUGCGGUCCCCGCUCUGCACCCCGGGGGAGGCCGGACACCGGGCCCCGCACACCUCCAAUGUCCGUGCAGCCAGACCGAAGUCUUCACAUCUGAGUGUGUCCGUCCUCCCACAUCUCAUCCCUGUGUGACAACAUCCUCCAUGCAGACCUGUGUUCUCUAUAGAGCGGAUCCCUGUGUGUCCUCCAACCACACCUACACCCUCCAUGCAGAUCUGACCUCUGUGUCCACCAAUCAGAUCUGUACCAUCCUCCAACCACACCUACCCCCUCUACACCCUACAUCCUCCAUGCAGACCUCAGCCCUGUAUUCUCUAUAGAGCUGAUCCCUGUGUGUCCUGCAACCACGCCUGUCCCCUCUACACCCUACAUCCUCCAUGCAGAUCUGAUCUCUGUGUCCACCAAUCAGAUCUGUACCAUCCUCCAACCAGACCUAUACCCCUCCUUCCUACAUCCUCCAUGCAGAUCUGAUCUCUGUGUCCACCAAUAAGAUCUGAACCCUCCUCCAACCAGACCUAUACCCCUCCUUCCUACAUCCUCCAUGCAGAUCUGAUCUCUGUGUCCACCAAUCAGAUCUGCACCAUCCUCCAACCUGACCUAUACCCCUCCUUCCUACAUCCUCCAUGCAGACCUGAUCUCUGUGUCCACCAAUCAGAUCUGUACCCUCCUUCCUACAUCCUCCAUGCAGAUCUGACCUCUGUGUCCAUCAUACAUCCUCCAACUAGACCUAUACCCCUCCUUCCUACAUCCUCCAUGCAGACCUCAUCCCUGUAUUCUCUAUAGAGCUGACCCAUAUGUGUCCUACAACCACACCUGUCCCCUUUACACCCUCCAUGCAGAUCUAACCUCUGUGUCAACCGAUCAGAGCUGUACCCUCCUUCCUACAUCCUCCACGCAGAUCUGACCUCUGUGUCUGACAUACAUCCUCCAACCAGACCUAUACCCCUCCUCCAUGCAGAUCUGACCUCUGUGUCUGACAUCCUCCAACCAGAUCUAUAACCCCCUCCACCCAGAUCUGAUCUCUGUGUCCUCCAUACAUCCUCCGACCAGACCCGCCCCCUCUACAUCCUCCAUGCAGAUCUGACCUCUGUCCUCUAAACAUCCGCCAACCAGAUCUGUACCCAGUCCUUCCUACAUCCUCCAACCAGAUCUGCGCAGUGUCUCCCCUCCACCCUGAUCAGUGAGUCCUCCCCACAUCCCCCAUGCAGACCUAAGCCCCCCGUGUUCUCUAUCAGAUCAGAAGUGCCCCCCCCCUCCCCCGGGUCUGUAUGACCGAUCCCCCCACAUACAUGGAAGAAAGACUGAGGGAAGCAUCUGCAUUGGGGGACCUGGAAGAAGUGCAGAAACUGCUCGGCUCCGGGGUGGAUGUCAACUCCCAGAAUGAGAUCAACGGCUGGACUUGCCUGCACUGGGCUUGUAAGCGCAAUCACCUCCACAUCGUGUCCUUCCUGCUAGAGGCCGGGGUGGACAAAGACAUCUUCACCAGCAAAGGAGAGAAAGCCGCUCAGCUCACCUCCAAGAGGGAAAUCAAGAGAGUCCUGGGAGUGGAGGAUUUGGAAGCAGAGGAAGUUAAACCUGAACCCGAUUUAUCGUUCAUCCCGAAUUACCUCGCCAAUCCGCCUUUCCCGUACGGUUAUACCCGCGACAGCGCCGUCAAGCAAGAGACCGCCCCCGCAACGUUCGCCGAAAACGGAAACUCGCACAUCGCACCGCCGCCACCCCCCACCAGCUUUCCUUUGCUGAGCAACGGCGUGGAGAACAUUCACCUGAGCGCUUCCGUGAAGAAAGAGGACAAAUUCCCGUCUUUGUUUUACAACGGCGAAGUCCAGAUCCCGCCAGAAUGUGCGCACUCGCCGGUACAGGCUGGAUCCGUUUGCCAGACGCCGGUCUCCCAGAACCGCGGGAUGUUCUCACCGCUUCCCUCUAAUCUUCCGCACAGCGGCGCUCAUGGUGGACCUAUGCAAGUCUUUCAGCCGUUCUUCUUCACUGGAGCCUUCCCGUCCAACAUGAAAGAAUUAGUCCUGAAAGUGAGAAUUCAGAGCAGUGCCCCCGGGGACAACGAUUUCAUCGAGGUGGAGAUGGACAGGGAGGCCCUGACCUACAGAGAUCUGCUCCGAGUCUGCUGCUAUGAGCUGGGCGUCAGUCCAGACAACGUGGAGAGAAUCCGCAAACUGCCGAACACUAUGCUCCGAAAGGAUAAAGACGUUGCAAGGCUUCAGGACUUUCAGGAGCUGGAACUGAUUCUGAAAUAUGACCACAGUCCCUUUAGGAACGCGGCACUGACUGAUAGGCCAUGCUUCAACAAGAAGGCUUCGCAGCUAACCUACUGAUAGAAGGAUCUGUGUACAUCUUCUAUCCAGAGAUUUACAGCUAACCUACUGAUAGUUCUGUGUACUUCUUCUACCCAGAGAUCCACAGGUAACCUACCGAUAGACAGCUUUGUGUGCUACUUCUACUCAGAGAUCCACAGCUAACCUUCCAAUAGAUGGCUCUGUGUACUACUUCUACCCAGAGGUCUCCAGGUAACCUUCCAAUAGAUGGCUCUGUGUACUACUUCUACCCAGAGGUCUCCAGGUAACCUUCCAAUAGACGGCUCUGUGUGCUACUUCUACUCAGAGGUCUCCAGGUAACCUUCCAAUAGACGGCUCUGUGUACUUCUUCUACCCAGAGGUCUCCAGCUAACCUUCCAAUAGACGGCUCUGUGUACUUCUUCUACCCAGAGGUCUCCAGCUAACCUUCCAAUAGAUGGCUCUGUGUACUACUUCUACCCAGAGGUCUCCAGCUAACCUUCCAAUAGACGGCUCUGUGUACUUCUUCUACCCAGAGGUCUCCAGGUUACCUUCCAAUAGUUGGCUCAGUGUACUUCUUCUACCCAGAGGUCUCCAGGUAACCUUCCAAUAGACGGCUCUGUGUACUUCUUCUAUCCAGAUGUCUCCAGGUAACCUUCCAAUAGACGGCUCUGUGUACUUCUUCUAUCCAGAGGUCUCCAGGUAACCUUCCAAUAAACGGCUCUGUGUACUUCUUCUACCCAGAGGUCUCCAGGUAACCUUCCAAUAGAUGGCUCUGUGUACUACUUAUACCCAGAGGUCUCCAGCUAACCUUCCAAUAGACGGCUCUGUGUACUUCUUCUACCCAGAGGUCUCCAGCUAACCUUCCAAUAGACGGCUCUGUGUACUCCUCCUGUCUAGAUAACUUCUGACAAUAACACACGCCUCGCAUACAACCGCGCCGUCUAGCAUUGCUCUUGGGUGGAGGGUCAGCAUGAAAUUCAAAUACAUUGACAAGGCAAAGAAAAUACAUAUCGUUCCUUCUAAUGGCGUCAAGAAGCACAAAGGGUGAAAACCGGAUAGUACCUUCUAAGUUUCCUUUUCCGUUAAAUGCAGAAUACGGCAACCCUUGGGCAUCCAGCUGUUUUGGAAGCAAGAAAACGCUAGGUCUUUUGUGGUUCAUCAGCUAGAAGAGUCCUUGGCUACCAAAAGCCUGCGCCUGUCUCAUGUAAGAUAUAUCUAUCGCAUAUCACGCAGCUUCUAGGCGAAGCUACACUCACCAGCCAUUGUAGAACCGCAGGCUCCAGCAUGAAGGGUGUGCUGAGACUUGUAGUUCCUCGAAAGCUCAGCAGGGUGCUUAAUACAGAUCUGGGCAAGUUCAUGAGCUAAACUCUGAGCUGGUAACAAGCGAUGGGUGUCCCAGGAGCCGCACAUCAAGUCAAAGCCUGCUGUGUGAUAGUGAAUGGCAGUCUCAGCCUGGACCCACGUCCCCGACGCGUUUCACUCUGCCCACUGGAGCUUACUCAUUGGAAUCUCUGAGCUACUACAGGGAAUCACUGACACGUUUGCUGUUUACAUUUUUAGAAAAGGACGAUUUUGCUGGAAAUGUAAUGAGAUCAUUUUACGAGUUUAUUUCCUUCAGUCGUAUUCCCAAAUUCUCUCCCGCUGUACAUUCACCUUCAUCAGUUUGGGUGUCAGUGUCCAGGAAGUCUGUACUCUCCCAGUCCAGCUGUGGUUGAAACCAUGCAUAUCUUUAUGGAGCUGUUAGAGGUAACGGGGGUUUGUUUACAGUAGGCCUCGAUGAUCCCAACAGACCAUAUGGAAUAUGACAGCCUUUAUCUGUAUCACUUCUACCUCUGGGUCAUCUGAUGUGAUUGGCUGCUCCCGUGCAUGCUGGGUUUUUGUUGAAUGUUAAUUAUUUUAAAGAACUAGUUCACUAUAUAUAAAAAAAAAAA
Molecule: messenger RNA, 4297 nt
Organism: Rana temporaria (common frog)
Lineage: Eukaryota; Metazoa; Chordata; Amphibia; Anura; Ranidae
Gene: ANKRD40
Product: ankyrin repeat domain 40
Exons: 5
Coding region: 1344-2405 (353 amino acids)
Molecular function (GO): protein binding
Source: RefSeq, a predicted model, not a curated record